AAAAGGAAAGCUUUGCUUGCUAGCCGUCGAGCGGCUCCGUUUUUAGCCGUUUCAAGUUUGCAGUGUUCACCUGUCUGAGUGCUUGGCGAUGUGCAAACCUGUUUGACAACACAGUAACGUUAACUAUGGAAGAGGAGCGAGCACCGACGAUCGUUAGCAACGAACCAGCUAGCUCCUCUGUUGUGGAAAAUCGCUCUCCAUGUUAACAUGCAGGAAGCUGUCUGCCGUGGUGCAAUACAUAUUUCAAAAAAAAAAAAUCGACUUAAUCGCUUUGGCGACCGGAGCUCCGAAUUACGAAACCUGUAUGGGAAUGUUUUCACAGCCCGCAGACCGUAAACAAAGGUCACAGCACUGGAAGUACAUUAGCAAGGGAGGCUGGACUACGGAAGCCUGGAGAGGGUUAUGAAACCAGGAAGAGAUCAUCAGAGACCCGUGCAGGAGACUGUCCAUGGACACGCAUGACCAUGCUGUUCUUCUGUUUUCUAGGGGAACUAUUUAAUAAUUAAUUAUAGUGCUCUUUUAGAACAACUUACGGUAGUCAUCUCUAUUGAGUUUUCUAUUUUCAGGAAACGCUUUUGUGACAUCGCUCACCAACUCAUUCACCAAGGUCACAAGUAACGUUACCAGUCGAUGUGGUGGGAGAGCUAAGCCUUCAGCACAUGCGGUUAUAGUAACUUUAAAAGCCACAAGUGCAAAAAAAAAAAAAAAUGGCUGGACUUAUAAAUUUUGAAGAUGAGAAUGAAGUGAAGCAGUUUUUGGACAAUUUGGGAGUGGAGUACAGUUUCCAAUGCUACAAAGAAAAGGAUCCUGAAGGGUGCCAAAGGCUCUCAGACUACUUGGAAGGGGUGAAGAAAAACUAUGAAUCGGCGGCACAAGUGCUCAAACAUAACUGUGAAACAAAUGGACAUGGAGAGAGCUGCUAUAAACUGGGGGCUUACCAUGUCACAGGCAAAGGUGGAGUGACUGAGUGUCUGAAAACAGCCUACUCCUGCUUUAUGCGCUCCUGCAAUACCAACGGAAAGAAGUCUAUAGAUGCCUGCCAUAACGUUGGUCUGUUAGCCCAUGAUGGACGAGUUAAUGAAGAAGGACCCGACGUUACAGUAGCUCAGCAGUACUAUGAGAAGGCCUGCGCUGGUGGCUUCGCUCCUUCCUGCUUUAACCUCAGUGCUUUGUUCAUUCAGGGCAAUUCCAAAGGACUGCCACCCGAUAUGAAUCGAGCUUUGAAGUACGCUAACAGGGCUUGUGAGCUGGGACACGUGUGGGGCUGUGCCAAUGCAAGUCGUAUGUACAAACUUGGGGAUGGCACAGAGAAGGAUGACAAGAAAGCAGAGGAGCUGAAGAAUCGAGCGAAGGAGCUGCAUGGUUUAGAGAAAGAAAGGCAGCUCAAAUUUGGGGAAUGAAUGUGACACUUGAUUAAAUUAUCAUUGUUUUUGGUUUGCCUACACAUCUGGUGUUCAGUCAGGUUGUUUGUGGGAACAAGUAUAUGUGUGCAAAAAA
Messenger RNA from Perca flavescens (yellow perch), 1497 nucleotides. It is a transcript of the gene coa7, whose product is annotated as cytochrome c oxidase assembly factor 7. Gene Ontology annotation, cellular component: mitochondrial intermembrane space. The transcript has 3 exons. Gene Ontology annotation, molecular function: protein binding. The coding region runs from base 708 to 1400 and encodes 230 amino acids. NCBI's taxonomy places the organism in Eukaryota, Metazoa, Chordata, Actinopteri, Perciformes, Percidae. The record is from RefSeq and is a predicted model, not a curated record.